This is a messenger RNA of Rotaria sordida, 1527 nucleotides long. The record is from the annotation of a GenBank genome assembly. NCBI's taxonomy places the organism in Eukaryota, Metazoa, Rotifera, Eurotatoria, Philodinida, Philodinidae.
AUGGAUAACAUGGAUGUAUUAUAUUCACUCAUAGGUAUCAAUCAAAAACUCGAUAGAUUGGCUCGGAAUAUUACUUUCACACAAUGUGUUGAUUUAUUAACAAUAUUAUCAAAUGAAAGUAAUGAUUCGAGAAAUAAAUCAAUACUCGAUCGAUUUUGUUUUGAUAUAUUACCUCGAAUUCAACACAAUAUUCAGUCCCUUACUCUUGAUCCAUUAUCAAUAGAUCGUGUUUUUCGUAUUGGAAAUUAUUCUAAACUCCAUAAACUUACUCUUCUUAAUCUUCAAUUUGAAAUGGCGUCUCGUAUUUUUAAUGACAAGUCAUCUUUUAUUCAUGUCUUUCAAAAUCAAAUUUCGCAUCUCACUGUGAUGAUUCAUGAUGACAGCAAAGGUGAACAUAUAAAGGAAUUAUUCACAAAUGUUUUCACCAAUAUUUUAAUAAUAUUUACAAAUUUGAUUUAUCUCGAUUUCCAUUCACAAGACAUUUGUCGGUAUAUAUCAAAACCUUUUCUUAGUUUACCAUCUACUACAUGUUAUUCAUCAAAUAUUGUUCAUUUGAAUGUUGGAGUCUUUAGUUUUGAUGAUUGUCUUUCUUUACUUGAUGGACAUCUUACUCAAUUACAUACGUUUAUUGUCAAGGUUGGUCGCAUUAUUGAUACAUCAAUGACUAUGAAAAAUACGAAAACAGUAUCUAAUCUAAAAUGUUUCUCGUUGACUUCAUUGCGUCGAACAAAUGAAUAUGAUAAUCAAGUUUUACCAUUAUUACACCAAAUGUUACAACUAGAAAAACUAACGUUAUCCCUUAUUGUUGAUGAUCGAACUUCAUUCAUUGAUGGCACUCAUUUGGUUGAUAAUAUUCUUAAUAAAAUGUUAUAUCUACAAACAUUUAUCUUCAAUAUUAUCACCGAUUAUGUUACAAUGGACGAAGAACUUUUACCAACACUUGAUGAUAUUGAACGCCCGCUCAUUCAAAGAGGAUUUAAUGUUAACUGUUAUACUGAUUAUAAUGAAUUUUACAAGUGUCAAUGUCAUGUUUAUUCGCUUCCAUUUACUAUAGACUGCAUGCAUAUACAUUCUAGUAAAUUUCAUGGUGGUUUAUUCAGGACUGUUCGUUACCUAUAUGUACAAGAUUUCGUUCGUCCAUUUGAACAUGAUUUCUUUGCUCGAAUUGCCCAAGCUUUUCCAUUACUAAAUAAAUUAACAAUAUUUAACAAACAUAAACAAGCCAAUUUAACACAGCGACAAGAUAAACAUGAAUCAACAUCUUCAGUUAUUGAGUUUUCUCAUCUUAUGAUACUCAAUGUCGCUAUGUCUUAUAUCGAUUAUGCAAAACAAUUUCUUUUCGACUUUAAUACGCGUCUACCUUGUCUUAAUAGAUUACAUAUUAAAUAUGAAGACUUGGUGAUCGUAACAGAGAAUUUCACGAACAACGGUACUCGUACUAAUUGUUCAAAAUUACAACAUAUUAUUUUUGAUUCAAUACCAACGAUAUAUCCAGAGAACUUCUACCUUUAUUUUCCUUUGUUGUAA